Lycium ferocissimum is the source of this 585-nucleotide messenger RNA. RefSeq lists its product as uncharacterized. The record is from RefSeq and is a predicted model, not a curated record. The transcript is spliced from 2 exons. The coding region runs from base 1 to 585 and encodes 194 amino acids. Lineage: Eukaryota; Viridiplantae; Streptophyta; Magnoliopsida; Solanales; Solanaceae.
AUGGCGCCUUUUAAGGCUUUGUAUGGUAGGAGAUGUAGAUCUUUAGUUGGUUGGUGUGAUGCAUUUGAGGGUCGACCUUGGGGUACGGAUCUUUUUAGAGAGUCUCUAAAGAAGGUUUUAUUAAAGAUUUCACCCAUGAAGGGUGUUAUGAGGUUUGGGAAGAGAGGUAAGUUGAGUCCAAGGUAUAUUGGGCCAUUUGAGAUUCUUGACCGUGUGGGCGAUAUUGCUUAUGAGUUGGACUUGCCGCAAGGCUUGGCAGGAGUUCAUCCAGUUUUUCAUGUGUCGCAGAAGAAGUAUCAUACCGAUGGUACUUAUAUUAUUCGUUGGGACUCGGUAUUUCUUGAUGAGAAUUUGACUAAUAAGGAGGAGCCUAUUACGAUUUUGGAUAGGCAAGUUCGAAAGUUGAAGUCUAAGGAGAUUGCUUCUGUGAAGGUGCAAUGGAAGCAUCGUCCCGUUGAGGAGGCCACUUGGGAGGCUGAGUUCGACAUGCGUAGCCGACAUCCUCAGUUAUUUUUCGAUUCAAGUACUUCUCCGUUCCUUUCCCUUCGUCGCUCAAGGAUGAGCGAUGGUUUAAUUAGUAUCUGA